UCUCCGCCCAAAGCUUCUGUGCAUAUCCUUGGAACGCACAUGACGAACGAUCAAUCCAAAGCUAUCGACUUUGACCUCUGGAUCGACUGUACGAAGGUAGUAGGAAUCAGAGCAGGGCAACUCGUGACGACCAAUGCAAAGGGCUGUCGGGCAUGGGAGAGGUCCACCGAUCAGGACGGCUGCACAUUUGAGGAGAUACUCAGUCCUAUAUUGAAUACUAAUCCCAAGCUCAGUUUCAGAUGGACGCUUCACAAAUCAGCAUUCCUCCCUGAUGAUCAAUUCGCAGCAUUCAAGUCUCAUAUUGAACAUCUGGCACACAGUACCGCCUACGGCGGGUCUGUCGAGGUGGAAUUUCACUCUCCAUCCGCAGAGCCAGACACCUUACCUGAGCAACACGACGUGCAAAUUCGAGCGGAGUGGAGCUUCGAGUGUCCGUUCUCGCCUACCGAUCAGGUCUGGAACCAGUUGGCGAUGAACGCUAUGGUCGCCCGAAAGAAGGGUAGGGUGUCUCCGAGUCAAGACCCUAGACCAGCUCAUGGGAUGUCUUCUUUCCGGAGAGCUAUCAGACAAGGUGGUAUGUCUCGGAUCGUGUUGCAGCAGCAGGAUGCGGAAGGGGUGAAGCAUUCAGUGAGGCAAUAUUCGCAGUGGGGCUGUGAU
Messenger RNA from Aspergillus aculeatus ATCC 16872, 657 nucleotides. RefSeq lists its product as uncharacterized. The annotation marks the transcript as partial. The record is from RefSeq and is a predicted model, not a curated record. The transcript is spliced from 2 exons. Lineage: Eukaryota; Fungi; Ascomycota; Eurotiomycetes; Eurotiales; Aspergillaceae.